Helicoverpa armigera (cotton bollworm) is the source of this 2167-nucleotide messenger RNA. Its product is annotated as tetraspanin-10. Gene Ontology annotation, cellular component: plasma membrane. Lineage: Eukaryota; Metazoa; Arthropoda; Insecta; Lepidoptera; Noctuidae. The record is from RefSeq and is a predicted model, not a curated record.
UUGCUACCUCCUUGCUAAAAUACACAUAGUUUAAUCUGUGGUUGUCUCUGUCAAAUUGUAAGGCAUUGAACUUUGAUUUGUUUGAAGUAUAUUUUUCAAAAUAAAUACCUGAAUAUUCUAAUUGUGUAGUAAUAUUUAAUUUAAUGUUAACUUAAGGAAACCAAGGAACGAAAGUAUUUUCUUUUAAAUAGUGAAUAGUUGUGUUAGAAUCUUCUUAAUAUAAACCAGAGACAUGAGUAUGUCUCGGUGCUACUCGUUAAUGAAAUGCCUGCUAAUACUUUUUAAUAUCAUAUUUUUGUGCGUGGGCAGCUGCGCGUGCGGCUUCGCAGCGUGGGCGCUGUGGGACGGGCAGGGCGCGGAGAGCCCGGCGCGCGGGCUGCUGGCGGGCGCCGCGUGGGGCGGCGUGCUGGCGCUGGGCGCGCUGGCGGCGCUGUGCGGCGCGGCGCGCGGCUCGGCGCCGCUGCUGGCCGCCGCCUUCUGCCUGCUGGCGCUGACGGGCGUGGCGGCGGCGGCGGCGUGGUGGGGCGCGGCGCACCGGCCGCAGCUGCGCCGCGCGCUGCUCGACGCGCUGGACCACACCGUGCGCCACGAGUACGGCGUGCUGCCCUCGCGCACGCAGCUGCUUGAUGUCAUACAACAGGGGCUGCAGUGCUGCGGGUCGGCGGGCCCGCGCGACUGGCAGCACUCGGCGUGGGCGCGCGCGCAGGGCGGCGCGGGCGGCGCGCUGGACCUGUCCGUGGCGGCGCCGCCCGCCUUCUACCCCGUGCCCGCGUCCUGCUGCGCCGCGCCGGGCGCCGCGUGCGAGGCGGCGCGGCGCGUGGCGGCGGCCAGCGGCGGCGGCGCGGGCUGCACGCGCGCGUGCGGCGCGCUGCUGGCGGCGCUGGCGCGGCUGGCGCGCGUGCCGCUGGCGCUGGGCGGCGCGCUGCUGGCGCUGCACGCGGCGGCGCUGCCGCUGGCGGCCGCGCUGUGGCUGCGCGCGCACCCGCGUGUCUCCUACAAGGCUUAGGCUGCGUCGAUGUGCCCGAUGCGUCAUCGCAAACGGAAUUUAAGAAGAUAAGCCCAAGAGAAGAAGUGCGUGUCGGACGAAUGUACUCUUGUGUUCCAGAGGUGACAUCGGUGAGCACUUGGUUUCCAUCCGCGCAUUUUGUAUCAAGUCUUUGCCGUUAACCAGGAUACAAAUGACUAUAUCCGUCUGGCACACACUAUUCAUGGGAAAUAAAUAAUCUAGUUUGUACCUGUAGAGCUUAACCAAAUGUGUGUUAGAUGUAAGUUGUGUUCGUUGUUUGUGGUGUAUUUAUUUAACCUGAGGAGCGUUUGGCGACACAGUCGGCGUGUACCGGACAGUAGGGGCGGCCACACGGUCACCACUCGUCUCUCAACGUCGGCUCGUGACUCGACUAAAUGCUAAUUAGGUAUUUCAUAAUGUUAACAAUGUUUGGUUGGUGUGUGCGUCGAGACCCCGACAGACUGCAGACUGGUCUGCAGCGCAUCUGUGCCUUCACUAGCAGCUCUCUUUACUAUAAGACAAUCGUACAAAUACUCACAUUUGAUCUCUGUCACUGCCAUUUACUCAAGACUGUUAGACUUUAUGUUGAGACUGAUUUUUUUUUCAUUAGUACUUAAGUUGUAACCAGUACAAAUAUUUUAUAAUUAUAAGUUGUUGUAUUUUUUUCAACGAGUCUAUAAGCAUAAUUUAUGAAAUGAAUACAUACACAUUUCUUAAAUAUUGGUACAUAUAUUUUUUUUGUAAUCAAUUUUAUGAUUUAUUAAGUAUAGUUAUCACCGACUAAUGAUAUAAGUAAUACGAGAACUCGCUACAGCCGAUGGUUGUACGACUUGUUUGUGUGGCUUUUUGAACUUUUGCCACUGUGCAGACAUCAUUGGCCAAACGUCAUUUGCUCGGUGGAAGAAUGUAUUUACUUUAAUGAUAUUUUAAGACUGCUAAUUGUUUUGAGAUUUGAUAUUAUAAUUGAUUUUGUAAGUAAGUAAUAGUAAGUGUCAACUCUUGCCCGGACAGUUCACAGUUGUAUAGCGUGCCUGGCUGGCACUGCCUCUGAGAGUAGAGCUGACGGCCGCACCGCAGCCGCCGCGCGGUGCUGCGGCGUCGCGCAAACCUUACUGAACACGUCCUGUAACAAAUAAAACUUAAUAAAUGUGUCAUUGUGUA